AUGGGAUCUAUCAGUUCCAAAGACUCUCACAAAGCCCUGCAGCCAACCGACCCCAAGGGCCCAACAGGCAAGCUAGCUAACUGGAUUCACGAGGUCACUCUAGAUGAGGUCCCACACGAUGUCAAAACGCGUGCAAAGUAUUUGCUUCUUGAUGGACUCGCCUGUCUACUUGUCGGCGCUCAUCUCCCGGGUUCUGAAGUUGCUGCUCAUGCCAUAUUCGACAUGGAGGCACCGGGCAACUGCACCGUGUAUGGAUGGGGUGGGCAAAAACUCGGCCCGUUGCAAGCGGCAUUGCUGAAUUCGACUUUCAUUCAAGGAUUCGAGUUGGAUGAUUGGCAUUCGGAGGCGCCUUUGCACAGCAACAGUCUGGUUCUUCCUGCCAUGCUAGCCGCAGUGGAGCAUGAUCGGUCAAUUGGACUGCUCUCGUCCGGCCGCAAAGCUGUGACAGGCUUAGAGCUCCUUCUUGCCACCAUUGUUGGUUAUGAGGUUGGCCCGCGUGUUGGACUCGGGUUACAUGGUGCCCACGUGCUCACUGUCGGCUGGCACUCGGGAGCAGUGUUUGGUCCCUCUGCCGCGGCUGCGGCAAGCUCCAAACUUCUCGGCCUAUCACCGAACCAGAUCGAAGACGCUUUAGGGAUUGCGUGUACCCAAGCUGGUGGGCUCAUGUCGGCCCAGUAUGAAAGCGAAGUCAAGCGGAUGCAGCACGGCUUCGCCACCCGCAAUGGUUUAUUAGGCACUCUGCUAGCCCGUAACGGAUACACCGGCAUUAAACGAGUGUAUGAGCAAAAGUAUGGCGGUUUCCUGACAUGCUUUAGCCGGGGCAACGGUAUGGUUCCGGAGUGCAUCCCUGAUGAAGUAUCAAGAGAGCUCGGCACGACCUGGAAGACAGAAGGCAUUCGGGCAAAAGCGUACUCGUCGAUGGCCGGAACGCAUUGCACAGUGGACUGUCUGCGCGAUUUGCAGGAGAAAUACCCAUCUCACAUGAGCGACUUCAAACGCAUCAAGCACAUCCAAAUUGAAAUGGGUGAAGCGUCUUUCCAUCAUGGUGGAUGGGAAGCUACACGACCUCUAACUGUAACAGGAGCUCAGAUGAACAACGCAUACGUCGGUGCCACUCAGCUCAUUGACAAGACUGUCUUGCCCACUCAAUUCCGAAAUGACAAGCUCGACCGAGACGAAAUCUGGGAACUCGUAUCCAAGACGACAUGCCAUCUCAGUCACGAGUUUAAGCAGAGAUUCGCCCAGCGCGUCACGGUGGAAUUUGUCGAUGGCAACAAAUUGGCCGCGGUUCGGGAUGGUCCUCGAGGUGUAAGUCCCGAACUCUCGAAUCAGGACAUAUUGGAAAAAUGGCGGAUGCUUACUCAAGCCGUCAUUGAUGAUGCGAGGAGAGAGAAGAUCGAGAGGUUAGUGUUGAAAUUGGAGUGCUGCGAGGAUGUUCUGGAUUUGGUCGAACUGUUGACGCCAGCGUCCAAGAACCCGCUGACUUGA
This is a messenger RNA of Rhinocladiella mackenziei CBS 650.93, 1488 nucleotides long. RefSeq lists its product as uncharacterized. Gene Ontology annotation, molecular function: lyase activity. The transcript has a single exon. Bases 1 to 1488 code for a protein of 495 amino acids. Lineage: Eukaryota; Fungi; Ascomycota; Eurotiomycetes; Chaetothyriales; Herpotrichiellaceae. The record is from RefSeq and is a predicted model, not a curated record.